AUGGUCCUCACGACUCCCACGACAAACGGCGGUGAUGAACACCCGCAGAAGGCAGUGACUGAGGCCAUCACUGGAGGCCAUCACUGGAGGCCAUCACUGGAGGCCAUCACGAGAGGCCAUCACUGGAGGCCAUCACGAGAGGCCAUCACUAGAGGCCAUCACUGGAGGCCAUCACUGGAGGCCAUCACUGGAGGCCAUCACGAGAGGCCAUCACUAGAGGCCAUCACUGGAGGCCAUCACUGGAGGCCAUCACGAGAGGCCAUCACUGGAGGCCAUCACUGGAGGCCAUCACUAGAGGCCAUCACGAGAGGCCAUCACUGGAGGCCAUCACUGGAGGCCAUCACGGGAGGCCAUCACGGGAGGCCAUCACUGGAGGCCAUCGCGGGAGGCCAUCACUGGAGGCCAUCACUGGAGGCCAUCACUGGAGGCCAUCACGAGAGGCCAUCACGAGAGGCCAUCACUAGAGGCCAUGACUGGAGGCCAUCACUGGAGGCCAUCACGGGAGGCCAUCACGAGAGGCCAUCACUGGAGGCCAUCACGGGAGGCCAUCACGGGAGUUGA
Messenger RNA from Clupea harengus (Atlantic herring), 561 nucleotides. Its product is annotated as variant surface antigen E-like. The transcript is spliced from 2 exons. Lineage: Eukaryota; Metazoa; Chordata; Actinopteri; Clupeiformes; Clupeidae. The record is from RefSeq and is a predicted model, not a curated record. The coding region runs from base 1 to 561 and encodes 186 amino acids.